GCUAGGCAAUUGCAGUGUUCCUGUCCCUGCCACUAUGCUGCGUUGUCAGAUUUGCUGGCAGCUGCUCCUUGGGUGGGCUGUGCUACUGGGCCAUCCAGUCUUUGGGGACCUGGAUGCCUCAGAAGAACCCCCUUUAACUGAGUCAGAGGAGCCGGUGCCAGUAUCACAAGAUGUGGAGGAGCCGGUGGCACUGCCAGAAGAGUCAGAGAAGGAAGAAUCAGAAGAUUCAUUGAAUCGAGGACAGGGACCGACCUCAGAAGAACUGGAGAUGCUGUUUGGUCCUUCAGACCAAGAACUAGAAGAAAGGGCAAGAAUGUACAGACUCAGGAUAGAAAGAGAUCGUGGCAGAAUGUACGGUUUUUCAGUAGAUCAUUUGAUGGGAAUUGCUGUGCAUCACCAUAACGGGAAAAGUGAUCAUAUUUACACACCAUAUGAGAAUGGAAAUGUAAAAGUUAAGAAAACAAUCGGCACAUCGAUAUACCUCACGCUUUUGUUGGUGAAAACCAACUGCACGAAGGAAGAAAGGCCAGAUGAAACAAUAUAUGGUUUCGAUGACUACGAGGAGCAACUGCACAAUCCCUCACCUGUGGAGAGGAAACGCUGUGAGGUGCCUCCAGAAGCUGAGCAAGAGGUAUUGGAAUGCACAUUCACAAUUUUUCGGGAUGCGAGGAGCCCGUAUUCGGCCGAUUCUGUUACUGAUCGCCAUUGCGUGCCAUUUGGUCAGCGGCGUGAAAAUGAAUACUGAAGGUUUGACAUCAUCUCUGGAUCCUGAUGGCCAGUUUUUGCUGUGGGAGGAUGUUGAAAGUAGAAAAGCAACCACUAAGCUGUGGUGACUAUUAGGAGCAAAUCUGGAAGAUCGCCCACUGCAAGGAGAUAAUCCAUCUUCGUCUCAAACCCACUCCUCCAUUUCUCACCCAUACUGUUUCUCUUGGUCCUAUCAGCUCGCUUUGAACUAUAAAAAUAAAAUUAACUUGCUCAAGCAUUA
Sphaerodactylus townsendi is the source of this 985-nucleotide messenger RNA. RefSeq lists its product as uncharacterized. Bases 35 to 745 code for a protein of 236 amino acids. The record is from RefSeq and is a predicted model, not a curated record. The transcript has 3 exons. Lineage: Eukaryota; Metazoa; Chordata; Lepidosauria; Squamata; Sphaerodactylidae.